Molecule: messenger RNA, 1142 nt
Organism: Lycium barbarum (goji berry)
Lineage: Eukaryota; Viridiplantae; Streptophyta; Magnoliopsida; Solanales; Solanaceae
Product: protein trichome birefringence-like 42
Exons: 8
Coding region: 1-1128 (375 amino acids)
Cellular component (GO): Golgi apparatus
Molecular function (GO): O-acetyltransferase activity
Source: RefSeq, a predicted model, not a curated record
AUGGAGGCGUUGAUGAAGAGAUUAAUCAAGGUCAAGCAAACGGUUUUUGCUAAUAUUGCAAGCAAACAGACAGUCAGCAUCCAUUUAAUAUUGACGAUUGUUCUAAAUUCUUGUAUAUAUAUUUUCAUUUUCAGUCUCCAUUUUCUCACACUCUAUCUAAGAAGUUGUAAUUUGUUUGAAGGAAGUUGGGUUUUUGAUGACUCUUACCCAAUUUAUGAUUCAUUGAGCUGCCCCUUUUUAUAUGAUGGUUUCAAUUGUCUCAAGAAUGGCAGGGUUGAUAAGUUUUAUCACAAAUAUAGAUGGCAGCCUACUGCUUGCAAUCUACCCAGGUUUGAUGGAAGAGCUUUGCUGGAAAAAUUGAAAGGUAAAAAGGUUUUAUUUGUGGGAGAUUCACUAGGCAACAAUCAAUGGGAAUCCCUUGCAUGUUUGCUUCAUGCUGCUGUUCCUUCUUCCAAAUACGUCUAUCAGCCAGGGGGUACUCUUAUCACUCUAGAUUUUCCGGAAUAUGGAGUGACACUGCAGUACUUGAAGAAUCAAUUUCUGGUAGACUAUUCCUUUGAGAAAAGUGGUCGAAUUUUGAAGCUCGACUCCAUUAAUAGCAGCUCAUUCUGGAGAGAAGCUGAUGUUUUAAUCUUCAACAGUUAUCACUGGUGGAUUCAUGCUGGAAAAUUACAACCGUGGGAUUUCAUUGAGCUUGGUGGGAAACAAUUUAAAGAUAUGGAUCGUAUGAAAGCAUACAAAAUUGGGUUGACUACUUGGGCUAAAUGGAUCGACUCCAACAUUGAUCCUGCCAAGACUAAAGUCUUCUUUCAAGGAAUUCCUGCUGUCCAUUUUGCUGGUGCAAAUUGGGGUGAGCCAAAGGAGAAAACUUGCCGGGGCCAAACUAAACCCCUAGUGGGAUCAGCCUAUCCAGGAGAGAGAUAUCCAGGAGAACCUAUCUUAAAGGAAGUGUUGAACACAAUGAAGAAGCCUGCUUAUUUGCUUGAUAUUACAUUGUUGACUCAGUUGAGAAAAGAUGGGCAUCCAUCUUUGUAUGCCAAGGCUGGCACACUAGAUUGCAGCCACUGGUGUGUUGCAGGAGUACCAGAUACUUGGAAUCAGCUAUUGUAUAUCGCUCUUAUUUCAUAAUAGUCUGCUUUUGA